This is a messenger RNA of Platichthys flesus (European flounder), 933 nucleotides long. RefSeq names its product intraflagellar transport protein 43 homolog A (gene ift43). Gene Ontology annotation, cellular component: cilium; intraciliary transport particle A. Gene Ontology annotation, biological process: intraciliary retrograde transport. The record is from RefSeq and is a predicted model, not a curated record. The transcript has 9 exons. Lineage: Eukaryota; Metazoa; Chordata; Actinopteri; Pleuronectiformes; Pleuronectidae. The coding region runs from base 114 to 737 and encodes 207 amino acids.
UGGAGGGACUCGCUCCUUUCUCCUGAUUGGCGUUACCAUGGUGAGCUAUGUGACGCUUCGUGUUGUAUCCAGGAAGACGCUGGUCUCAUCCAGGCGAAGCGAAGAGGAGAGAGAUGGAAGACAACCUGCAGUUUGGAGACGCUGCAGCGGAGAAGAAGGUUGCAAAGUCAGGACGGAGAGCUCGCCUCACAGCAGAUCAGUCUUCGUUCGAGGACUCUCGCCACACGAGGAAGUCCUCCACCACUGCUUCAACGGGAGAUGCCCCCCCUCCUAAACCGGCUCGGCGGCAGGGUGGCUGGGCAGAAGAAAGCUCCGGGUCCGGAUCAGCCAAAUCCUCAAGACGACCUGCAGCUGAGGAUCUGGAAGACCGCCGCCUGCAACCACAAACUCCCCAGGGAUCAGAUGAUGAAGGAGAUAUCCCAGUGAUUCCAGAUCUUGAAGACGUACAAGAAGAAGACCUCACCAUGCAAGUUGCAGCUCCACCAAGCGUUCAGGUGAACCGUGUAAUGACCUACAGGGAUCUGGACAAUGAUCUGAAGUAUUACUCGGCCUUUCAGACCCUGGAUGGAGAGAUCGACUUGAAGCUCCUCACCAAGGUUUUAGCGCCAGAGCAGGAGGUGAAAGAGGAUGAUGUGAGCUGGGACUGGGAUCAUCUGUUUACAGAGGUGUCCUCAGAGCUGCUGAUGGAAUGGGAUCAAGGAGAGAAUGAGGAGCAGGCUGCGUUGCCUGUAACAUGAGGAGAGGAGGUUUGGACUGAGACUUUGAAUGGCUCCAGUGGGAUCUGGGUGAAUGUCCAUUACACAGAAGGGCCAGUGACUUUGGUUAUAUUAACUUUAAUUACUGUUUGUUAUAUAUUACUUUAUAUUCUGUAAAGUGUAUAAACAGCAUUACUUGUAUUUUCCUAAAUAAAGUUCACUGUGUAGUGAACAGUGA